Messenger RNA from Myodes glareolus (Bank vole), 1780 nucleotides. RefSeq names its product migration and invasion inhibitory protein (gene Miip). NCBI's taxonomy places the organism in Eukaryota, Metazoa, Chordata, Mammalia, Rodentia, Cricetidae. Gene Ontology annotation, biological process: negative regulation of G2/M transition of mitotic cell cycle; negative regulation of cell migration. The record is from RefSeq and is a predicted model, not a curated record.
GCCCCACCCAGAGGAGGCGGAGCCCCGGGCUGCUAGGGACGUCGGCUUCCCCGUGGAGGGCGUCCGAGUACUUUUGUCCUUAGCGGCCCCUGAUCUUGGGACCAGAGAGAUGUGCCUACACCCGGCCAGACCAGCUUGCAGGUGGCUCCAGUCCGGGUAUCUGUCCCUAGCCACUGUUUAAAGCAACCUUAAAAUCUUGCAACUUUCUGAGGAGACUCUCACCUCCCACCAAGAGGGAGAUGCAUGGAUGUUAGGGGGAGUAGCUGCUACACAACAACCCGGAACCUACAGGUAGAACCUAGCCUGAGCCCCUCCUGUGAGUAUCGUCCAGCCCAGAGCCAGUGACAAGCUGUGAAAAACUGAGACCCAUGUCCCAGAUGGCAGAGACUAAAGACUCCAUUCAGCUUCGGCUGCUCAGCCUGGAGCUGCUGAAGCAGCUGUGGGCUGGGCACGAUGCCAUGUGUCGGUCAGUGGCCAGAGCAGCGUCAGAGUCAAACCUGGACUAUAGCAGCAGCGGCAACUUAGAGAUGCCACAAUCCCAAGAGAGUUCCUUCAGCUCCUCGGUGGCCCCAAGCUCGCAGGACAAAAGACAGGAGUGGGACCCACUGGACAGUCAUCGAGGAGGCACAUCUGAUAUGCCCUGGCAUGGCAAGGACAGCUACAGGGUGGACUCUUUACCAUCUGCCACAUGCCAACACCGGGAGCCCCAGGAUAAACGGCGGCCCCCCUCAGUACCCUUGCUAGCCACUGAAGGUCUGAAGGGGCCACCAAAAGGUCUGGGACCUCGCAAGACACAGGUUCCACAGUCCAUGCUGUCACGACCAAGCAAGCCAUCUAAGCCCAAAGUGACCUUCUCCCAAGAGUCUGCAAUGCCUGAGAGCAGCUGGCGCUUUCGGCCAUACCUGGGCUAUGAUUGGAUUGCAGGGUCCCUGGACACUAGUUCUCCGGUCACCAGCGAACCUGAGGCCUUCUUCUCCAUGCUUCAGAGGUUCCGAGAAGCCAACAGAGAGGAUUGUGUCUGCGACUCCCCUGAGGCUGUGUUCCCAGGCCUGCAGGAGAGCAGUGGUGUGGAAGAGAGCCACCAGUGUGUGUACUGUUACCGUGUCAACCGGCGCCUGUUCCCUGUGCCAGUGGACCCAGGUACCCCUUGCCGCCUAUGUGGGAUACCCCGGGACCAACAGGGACCUGAGAGUCUGGUGGAGCCUGCGCAAGUCAGGGUGAGCAUCCCCUUGUCCAUCCUGGACCCUCCACACCGCUACCGAAUUCAUAGACGGAAAAGCUUUGAUGCCUCUGACACCCUGGCUCUGCCUCGGCACUGUCUGCUGGGCUGGGAUAUCCUCCCUCCAAAGCCUGAGAAAAGCUGUGUCCCCAAGAGUCUUGACCUCUGGUCCUCUGUCUCCUGUGGAGCGCAGGGCCGACAUCUGUCAGCCACCAGCCCAUCCCGCCUGGCCUUGCCAGUGCAGGUCCCACCACCAGUCUGGUCAGAGCCUCAGGUUUCCCAGCUCCGUCCCGCCCACUAGAAGCCCUGCAGACUGACCACUGGAAGGGAACAGUAUUCUACCAGUGCCAUCAACCUCCCCUGAGGAGGCAGCACCUGAGAGAUGGAUGGACGCCCCUACAAUGAGGCUGAAACCUGACAAGCCGGAAGUGGUUGUGCUGUUGAGAUGGGAGGGUCCAGGCCUGGUGCUGGCCCAUCCUCCCUCCUCCUGGGGUAGGAACUCAAGGGUGGAGGGGGCGGAGACUCUGUCGGUAGUAUGCAAAUAAAACUCAGGGCCCUAUA